Messenger RNA from Aspergillus bombycis, 2199 nucleotides. RefSeq names its product pyridine nucleotide-disulfide oxidoreductase family protein. The transcript is spliced from 4 exons. Gene Ontology annotation, molecular function: serine-type peptidase activity. The record is from RefSeq and is a predicted model, not a curated record. Lineage: Eukaryota; Fungi; Ascomycota; Eurotiomycetes; Eurotiales; Aspergillaceae. Gene Ontology annotation, biological process: proteolysis. The coding region runs from base 1 to 2199 and encodes 732 amino acids.
AUGCAGCUGCAGAACCUUAUUCUCGUUGGCUCUCUGGCCGCAGGAGCAGUAGCAGGAGACUUUAGGAGACAGGCUGCCACCAAUGGCACAGGUACUGCAUGUGCACAGAUCAGCAGCAGGGCGGCUAGGACUUUAGCGGCUUCGCCAUCAGCUACCCCGGUCGUAGAUGGUGAGCUUGCUCUGGCUUGCUUGAAGUCUGUUCCUCUCGGCAAGGCGCAGGCCCUCCAGUUGAUGGAGUCGAUUUUCCCUUAUGUGGAGUGGCAGUCUGAUACCUCGUAUAUCAAAGAUCCGCCCCCCGCUUAUCUCGAACCGGCAGUGGAUAUCUGGGCCGAACUGAACAAGGUGUACGAGAAUAUCAAGUCCGACGCAUAUGCCGGUGAAUACGAGUUCCAGGCGGAUCUGUUCAAGGCAUUCAACCUCGCCCAUGACGGACACUUCCGUUUCUUCCCGGAUCUGCUGACCAAGGUCCUGACGUUCCACCGCAACGUCGGUCUGGUGUCCGUCAGCUUAGACGGCAAGGAGACUCCCCAGAUCUACGUGCACACCGAUAUUGUCGGAAAGGUCGAGAACGGACUCGAUCCCUCGCCAGUGAAGUCAAUCAAUGGAGAAGACGCGGUGAAAUUCCUCGAGGACUGGUCCCAGCUGGGCAGUCUGAACGACCCCGACGCACUCUACAACUCACUUUUCUUCUCGAAGCCCUUUGCAGCAAGCACCCCGGACUUCGAUGGGUACUUCUCCGGAAGUGCCCGCUAUGGCUACAUCUACCCUGGAAACACAACGACGAUCGAGUUCGCCAACGGAACAAGCCGAUCCUACCGAACCACCGCACAGAUCAAAGCCGAUCUCACUGGAGUGACCGACGGACCAAGCAUGUACCAAAAGUUCUGCACAGGACCCUCCAGCACGGAGUCCGCAGCGUCAGCAACAUCCUCUCCAGCAGCAGCGGCCACCGCUACUCCAGCACCCGGCUACCCCGACCCCGAAGUCAUCAGCUCGGACAACGUCAUCUCCGGCUACUUCCUCGACUCGGACAGGAACUCUGAAGUGGCCGUGCUGAGCAUGUUAUCGUUCGAGCCCAGCACGCCCGCCGAGUUCCAGGCCGUCCUGGAGAAAUUCCUCCGCCACGCCAAAGCCGCCGGCAAGACCAAGCUCGUCAUCGACGUCUCCGGCAACGGAGGUGGCUACAUCCUACAAGGCUACGACACCUUCCGCCAGCUAUUCCCCAGCAUCGUGCAAGACGGAUACACUCGCUUCCGCUACACGGAAGCCCUAGCCGCCAUGGCUGAGCAAUUCGCCGCCGUCCUGCCCGAAGACUUCAACCCGGACAACGCCACGUUCGACGAGAUCCAGAUGUUCGAAUCACCACCCAACUACCGCUACGACCUCAACCUCCAGAACAAGCACUUCACCUCUCUGGAGGAGAAGUUCGGGCCCCACGAAUACAACGGCGACCAGUACACCAGCAUCAUCCGGUGGGACCUGGACGACCCGCUAACGACCGUCGACCCGACAUACGGCAUGGGCAUGGAGAUUACGGGAUACGGCACGCGCCGGAACUUCACGCAGCCGUUUGCCGCUGAGGACAUCGUCAUUCUGUAUGACGGCUACUGCGCCUCGACGUGCACGCUCUUCUCCGAGUUCAUGCGUCUCCAGGGCGGCGUCAAGAGCAUUGCCAUCGGCGGUCGGCCGACCUCGGACCCGAUGCAGGGGAUCGGUGGGAUCAAGGGGUCGAACAAUUUCGCAUUCUCGUAUAUUUACUCGCUCGCGCAGUUGGCCAUCGAAUCCGCUACCCCCGGCCAGGAACACGCGGCGAACUGGACUGCGCUCACGGAGCUGAGCGAGCUGCCCACGAACCGCUCGACCGAUACCUCCGUCAACGUGCGCGACAAUAUCCUCCCUGAGAACCUGGAGGACGGGCUGCCGUCGCAGUUCGUUUACGAGAAGGCCGACUGUCGUCUUUUCUACGAGCCGGAGAUGAUCGUAGACGUCACCGCGAUGUGGGAGGCUGCUGCCGAUGCGGCAUGGGGUAGCAAGGAGUGCGUCAACGGGCACCUCGAUCUGAAGAAGCGGACGGCUACAAGAGCUCGUCGGAGUAGGAAGUCCCCACCGCGCAAGAUGACCGUCAAGGUGCCUGCGAAUCCGGUCUCGGAUCGCUCGCCUUGGUGGACACAGAAGCAUGGCACUCGGGUGCCGCUUUGA